UCGGCUCCCGCUCCCCGCGCGCAAGAUGGCUGACCCGGCUGCGGGGCCGCCGCCGAGCGAGGGCGAGGAGAGCACCGUGCGCUUCGCCCGCAAAGGCGCCCUCCGGCAGAAGAACGUGCACGAGGUGAAGAACCACAAAUUCACCGCCCGCUUCUUCAAGCAGCCCACCUUCUGCAGCCACUGCACCGACUUCAUCUGGGGCUUCGGGAAGCAAGGAUUCCAGUGCCAAGUCUGCUGUUUUGUCGUGCACAAGCGGUGCCAUGAGUUCGUCACCUUCUCCUGCCCAGGUGCCGACAAAGGCCCCGCCUCUGAUGACCCCCGGAGCAAACACAAGUUUAAAAUCCACACGUACUCCAGCCCCACGUUUUGUGACCACUGUGGGUCACUGCUGUACGGACUCAUCCACCAGGGGAUGAAAUGUGACACCUGCAUGAUGAACGUGCACAAACGCUGCGUGAUGAACGUCCCCAGCCUGUGCGGCACAGACCACACGGAGCGCCGCGGCCGCAUCUACAUCCAGGCCCACAUCGAGAGGGAAGUCCUCAUCGUCGUCGUAAGAGAUGCUAAAAACCUUGUACCUAUGGACCCCAAUGGCUUGUCAGACCCUUACGUGAAACUGAAACUGAUUCCCGACCCCAAGAGCGAGAGCAAGCAGAAGACCAAAACCAUCAAAUGCUCCCUCAACCCUGAGUGGAACGAGACAUUCAGAUUCCAGCUGAAAGAAUCGGACAAAGACAGAAGACUGUCCGUAGAGAUUUGGGACUGGGAUCUGACCAGCAGGAAUGACUUCAUGGGAUCUUUGUCGUUUGGGAUUUCUGAACUGCAGAAAGCUGGUGUUGAUGGCUGGUUCAAGUUGCUGAGCCAGGAGGAAGGCGAGUACUUCAAUGUGCCUGUGCCGCCAGAAGGAAGCGAGGGCAAUGAAGAGCUGAGGCAGAAAUUCGAGAGAGCCAAGAUCAGUCAGGGGACCAAGGCUCCGGAAGAAAAGACAACCAACACCAUAUCCAAACUUGACAACAACGGGAACAGAGACCGAAUGAAACUGACUGAUUUUAACUUCCUGAUGGUGCUCGGGAAAGGAAGCUUUGGCAAGGUCAUGCUCUCCGAGCGGAAAGGCACGGACGAGCUCUACGCCGUGAAGAUCCUGAAGAAGGACGUGGUGAUCCAGGACGACGAUGUGGAGUGCACGAUGGUGGAGAAGCGGGUGCUGGCCCUGCCCGGGAAGCCGCCCUUCCUGACCCAGCUGCAUUCCUGCUUCCAGACCAUGGACCGCCUGUACUUCGUGAUGGAGUACGUGAACGGGGGUGACCUCAUGUACCACAUCCAGCAAGUUGGCCGGUUUAAGGAGCCUCAUGCUGUAUUUUACGCUGCAGAAAUUGCCAUCGGUCUGUUCUUCUUGCAGAGCAAGGGCAUCAUUUACCGUGACCUCAAACUUGACAAUGUGAUGCUGGAUUCAGAGGGCCACAUCAAGAUUGCUGAUUUUGGCAUGUGUAAGGAAAACAUCUGGGAUGGGGUGACCACCAAGACAUUCUGUGGAACUCCAGACUACAUUGCCCCUGAGAUCAUUGCCUACCAGCCCUACGGGAAGUCUGUGGAUUGGUGGGCCUUCGGAGUCCUGCUGUAUGAGAUGCUGGCUGGACAGGCACCCUUUGAAGGCGAGGAUGAGGAUGAGCUCUUCCAGUCCAUCAUGGAACACAACGUGGCUUACCCCAAGUCCAUGUCCAAGGAAGCUGUGGCCAUCUGCAAAGGGCUGAUGACCAAACACCCGGGCAAACGCCUGGGGUGCGGACCCGAAGGUGAACGCGACAUCAAGGAGCACGCGUUUUUCCGGUAUAUUGAUUGGGAGAAACUGGAGCGCAAAGAGAUCCAGCCCCCGUACAAGCCGAAAGCCUGUGGGCGAAAUGCUGAGAACUUCGACCGGUUUUUCACCCGCCAUCCACCAGUCCUAACACCUCCCGACCAGGAAGUCAUCAGGAAUAUUGACCAGUCAGAAUUCGAAGGAUUUUCCUUUGUUAACUCUGAAUUUUUAAAACCUGAAGUCAAGAGCUAA
This is a messenger RNA of Neogale vison (American mink), 2047 nucleotides long. It is a transcript of the gene PRKCB, whose product is annotated as protein kinase C beta. The transcript is spliced from 17 exons. Gene Ontology annotation, biological process: protein phosphorylation. The coding region runs from base 26 to 2047 and encodes 673 amino acids. Lineage: Eukaryota; Metazoa; Chordata; Mammalia; Carnivora; Mustelidae. The record is from RefSeq and is a predicted model, not a curated record. Gene Ontology annotation, molecular function: diacylglycerol-dependent serine/threonine kinase activity; zinc ion binding; ATP binding.